Protopolystoma xenopodis is the source of this 543-nucleotide messenger RNA. The record is from the annotation of a GenBank genome assembly. NCBI's taxonomy places the organism in Eukaryota, Metazoa, Platyhelminthes, Monogenea, Polystomatidea, Polystomatidae.
GGGUUUUUAGUGCGGUUAUUAGACUUCUUGCAUAAAUCCAAUCUAGUUGGUGAUUUUGUCGUCGAAACUUGCCUUCGCUCCUCACGUACGCGCGUAAACUUGCUAACCACCGCUUCAAUUGCUUCGGUGGUAAUUGGAGGGAGUAGUACUGCUGCUGCUGCUAAUGGUAUGAUAACUACUCAGAAUGAUGCUGUAACUUCUCAGAAUCACUUUGAUCAAGCUACUGUUGUUGGUGGUGCUGCUGGUGCUGCUGGUGCUGUGUUUACUAGUGGGAAAGCAUUAAUUUUUGGAGCUAAUAAUGCUUGGGUUAAUGUUGUUGUUGAUCAAAAUAAUGUAGUAUUUCAAGCACUCGAUCUUGCUAACGUAAAUAGGACCUUGCAACUUAAUGGUGAUAAUAUAACUAUUGGUUCUAUAGGAUCUGUUACUGUUGGUAAUGCUGGUCAUUUAAGUAUUACAUUUGGUGCUGCAUGUCAUAAACUUACCUUAACCGGUAAAGAAGCUAAAGCAGCUCAACAUGGUUUUAUUCUUGGUGAAAAUGAGUGA